Pisolithus orientalis is the source of this 1123-nucleotide messenger RNA. RefSeq lists its product as uncharacterized. NCBI's taxonomy places the organism in Eukaryota, Fungi, Basidiomycota, Agaricomycetes, Boletales, Pisolithaceae. The transcript is spliced from 4 exons. Gene Ontology annotation, molecular function: fatty acyl-CoA hydrolase activity. The coding region runs from base 155 to 781 and encodes 208 amino acids. The record is from RefSeq and is a predicted model, not a curated record.
CGAUCAAUUUGGUGUACCUUCGGUCCUAGGCAAUUUGCGGCGUAAUGACGCCGGUCGAUUCUCGCUGAAGCUAUAGUAGAUAUUUCGUCUGUUCGUGCGCCCCGUUCGACCUCGAUCACCGAUUCGGUGGUACUGGUGUUCUCAGGGUUGAAAAAUGGACACGAGAGAAUAUGUCGACGUCUCCCUCAUCGGUGGUAACGUGUCCACAGAGGUCAAGCAAGCAUUCUUCGAUGUUCUUUGUGAGCAAAUAAAGAAGGUCAAUGCAGAGGGAGUCAAGGGUUUUGAGCCGGAGAUAGCCUCUCGAACUCUUUGGAAAGAGAUGUCAGUGCUGAAGAAGGCGGAGGAGCCAGGAAAACUUGAAGGUCGUAUCGUAUACGAAAUUACAGUGGAAGAGGAUAUGAUUAACGGAAACGGAGCUCUGCACGGCGGUUGUUCUGCGUUGUUGAUAGACAACUGUUCGACGAUGCCGAUGGCACUUCUUAGCCUGGUAACCACAGGGCACGCUGAAUUCGGGGUAUCUAAAUCCCUGAACGUGUUGUACCAUGCCCCAGCUAUGGUGUACGUCCAACUCCCUAUCAAUCUUCCGGUGCGCACACAUUAUCCAUCCUUUCCUUUCUUUAGGGGUGACCGACUCCGCAUCGUGUCCACAACGCUAAGCUGCGGGAGUAGAGUACUAACCUCGCGUUGUGAGAUUUGGGAUGCUACAAACCACCGGCUCAUUGCUUCUGGAGUCCAUACCAAGAUGCCAGGCUCAGCCCUGAAGUCGUCUGCCAAGCUAUAGAUUGUCUCGUCCUCAUAGAACCUUGUGGUUUUCUUGUUUUCAAAUGCGCAUUCGCUAGCCAUUUAACUUAACCUAAGCACCUGGAAUAAAUACGGAUCUCCAAAUCCAGGGUAUCCAAAUUAAAGAACGAAAUACCAGUUCAAUGCAAAGGAGUGACUAUAUCUGUUCAGGGGUGAUAUAAGAGGGAACGAAGGGAAUGCUGUUCUGAGUCCAAAUAACCUCAGGGUAAAAUGUCAUGUGUGGAUCGUCGUUCUCUUUCUUUAUCGAUCAUCAUCUCCGCAGGGUCAUGAACGUACCACCCUGAGCUGACCCUUGGCCCAUCGAGCGUAGGAUAUCCUUACG